This is a messenger RNA of Alligator mississippiensis (American alligator), 6844 nucleotides long. RefSeq names its product calcium voltage-gated channel subunit alpha1 S (gene CACNA1S). The record is from RefSeq and is a predicted model, not a curated record. Gene Ontology annotation, molecular function: high voltage-gated calcium channel activity. Gene Ontology annotation, cellular component: voltage-gated calcium channel complex; membrane. Lineage: Eukaryota; Metazoa; Chordata; Crocodylia; Alligatoridae. The transcript has 43 exons. Gene Ontology annotation, biological process: calcium ion import across plasma membrane. The coding region runs from base 33 to 5564 and encodes 1843 amino acids.
AGCUGUAGGAGAUAGCUGGGGGAAAGAAGAUCAUGGAGCCUGCUUCUGUCCAGGAGGAUCAGAAGAAAAAGCAACAGAAGGAAAAAUCAAAGAAACCUGUGCCGCCUGCAGUCCCACGGCCAGCCAGGGCUCUGUUCUGCUUAACCCUUCAAAACCCACUUCGAAAGGCAUGCAUCAGUAUUGUGGAAUGGAAACCCUUUGAAAUCAUUAUCCUGCUGACCAUCUUUGCCAACUGUGUGGCGCUGGCAGUCUACUUGCCCAUGGCCGAGGAUGAUACCAACGCUACAAACUCCCGCCUGGAGAAGAUAGAAUAUGUCUUCCUGUUCAUCUUUACCAUUGAAGCCAUGCUUAAGAUCAUUGCUUAUGGGUUUUUGUUCCAUGCGGAUGCCUACCUCCGGAAUGGCUGGAACGUGCUGGACUUCGCCAUCAUCUCCUUGGGGCUCUUUACCAUGAUGCUGGAGCAGAUCAGCGUGAUGCAGGGCGCACCUCCGAGUGGGAAGGGCGGCUUUGACGUCAAGGCCCUGAGAGCCUUCCGGGUGCUCAGACCUCUGCGCCUGGUGUCAGGAGUGCCAAGCCUGCAGGUGGUCCUGAACUCCAUCAUCAAGGCCAUGGUGCCCCUGUUGCACAUCGCACUGCUCGUUCUCUUCAUGAUCAUCAUAUAUGCCAUCGUUGGGCAGGAGCUGUUCAAGGGCAAGAUGCAUAAGACCUGCUACUACACUGGGACUGAUAUCAUUGCCACAGUGGGGUCGGAGAAGCCAGCCCCAUGUACCAGUACUGGGCAUGGGCGUCAUUGCACCCUCAAUGGCACGGAUUGCAGAGGCGGGUGGCCAGGGCCCAACAAUGGCAUCACCCACUUCGAUAACUUUGGGUUCGCCAUGCUGACAGUGUACCAGUGCAUCACCAUGGAGGGAUGGACUGAAGUCCUCUACUGGGUGAAUGACGCCAUUGGAAACGAAUGGCCCUGGAUCUAUUUUGUCAGCCUCAUCCUGCUGGGCUCCUUCUUCAUUCUCAACCUAGUGCUGGGUGUUCUCAGUGGCGAGUUUACCAAGGAGCGAGAAAAGGCGAAAUCACGGGGCACGUUCCAGAAGCUGCGGGAGAAGCAGCAGCUGGAGGAGGAUCUUAAGGGCUACAUAGACUGGAUCACACAUGCUGAAGUUGUGGACAGUGUUCGGACCAGAGGAGAAGGAAUGCUGCCAUUAGAUGAAGGCGGCUCAGAGACAGAGAGCCUGUAUGAAAUUGAGGGCAUGAACAAGUGGAUUCUCUUCUUUCGGCACUGGAGGCGGUGGAACCGCCUGUUCCGCAGGAAGUGCCGUGAAGUGGUGAAGUCCAAGUUCUUCUAUUGGUUGGUGAUCCUCCUCAUCACCCUCAACACCCUGUCAAUAGCCUCUGAGCACCACAUGCAGCCAGACUGGCUGACCCACGUGCAAGAUAAUGCCAACUGGGUGUUGCUGUCACUAUUUGCGGCUGAGAUGUUGCUGAAGAUGUAUGCGCUGGGCCUGCGCCAAUACUUCAUGUCCCUCUUCAACCGCUUUGACUGCUUCGUGGUGUGUGCUGGCAUCGUGGAAACCAUCCUGGUGGAGUUCAGCAUCAUGUCACCUCUGGGCAUCUCUGUUUUGCGGUGCAUCCGCCUGCUGAGGAUCUUCAAGAUAACCAAGUACUGGACUUCUCUGAGCAACCUGGUGGCAUCCCUGCUGAACUCGAUCCGCUCCAUUGCUUCCCUCCUCCUCCUCCUCUUCCUCUUCAUUGUCAUCUUCUCCCUCCUGGGGAUGCAGCUCUUUGGAGGGAAGUAUGACUUUGAGGACAUGGAGGUUCGACGCAGCACUUUCGACAACUUCCCCCAGGCCCUCAUCAGUGUCUUCCAGGUCCUGACAGGAGAAGACUGGAAUUCCAUCAUGUACAAUGGGAUCAUGGCCUAUGGAGGGCCCUCCUUCCCUGGCAUGCUGGUCUGCAUUUACUUCAUCAUCCUCUUUGUCUGUGGGAACUAUAUCCUGCUCAAUGUCUUCCUGGCGAUUGCGGUGGACAAUCUGGCUGAGGCUGAGAGCCUGACCUCUGCCCAGAAGGCCAAGGCGGAGGAGAGGAAGCGGAGGAAAAUGUCCAGAGGUUACCCAGGGAAAUCUGAGGAGGAGAAGCAACUACUGGCCAAGAAGCUGGAGCAGAAAGCCAAAGGGGAAGGAAUCCCCACCACAGCCAAGCUAAAAGUAGAUGAGUUUGAGUCAAACGUCAAUGAGAUCAAAGACCCUUACCCCUCUGCUGACUUCCCAGGCGACGAUGAGGAAGAUGAACCUGAAAUCCCCCUGAGCCCUCGGCCGCGCCCCCUGGCAGAGCUGCAGCUCAAGGAGAAAGCUGUGCCCAUGCCCGAAGCCAGUGCCUUCUUUAUCUUCAGCCCCACCAACAAGAUCCGAAUUCUGUGCCACAGGAUUGUCAACGCCACCUGGUUCACCAACUUCAUCCUCCUCUUCAUUCUGCUCAGCAGCAUCUCACUGGCGGCCGAGGAUCCCAUUCGGGCUGAGUCCUUCCGAAACCAGAUUCUUGGAUAUUUUGACAUUGGAUUCACCUCUGUGUUUACUGUUGAAAUAGUUUUGAAGAUGACCGCAUAUGGAGCAUUCCUCCACAAGGGAUCCUUCUGCCGGAACUCCUUCAACAUCCUGGAUCUGCUGGUGGUGGCUGUCUCCCUCAUCUCCAUGGGGAUUCAGUCCAGCACCAUUUCUGUGGUGAAAAUUUUGAGGGUACUGAGAGUCCUGCGGCCACUGCGAGCCAUUAACAGAGCAAAGGGGCUGAAGCAUGUGGUCCAGUGCGUGUUCGUGGCCAUCAAAACCAUUGGCAACAUUGUGAUAGUCACCACCUUGCUGCAGUUCAUGUUUGCCUGCAUUGGGGUGCAGCUCUUCAAGGGGAAGUUUAACAGCUGUACAGACCCGUCGAAGAUAACCGAGAAAGAAUGCAGAGGGUCUUUCAUCACGUACGUGGACGGCGACCCCACGCAGAUUCAGCUGGAGCAGCGUGAGUGGCAGCACAAUGACUUCCACUUUGACAAUGUCCUCUCGGCCAUGAUGUCCCUCUUCACAGUCUCGACAUUUGAGGGCUGGCCACAGCUGCUGUACAAGGCCAUCGACACUCACACUGAGGACAUGGGCCCCAUCUAUAACUACCGGGUGGAGAUGGCCAUCUUCUUCAUCAUCUACAUCAUCCUUAUUGCCUUCUUCAUGAUGAACAUCUUUGUGGGCUUUGUUAUUGUCACCUUCCAGGAGCAGGGUGAGAGCGAGUACAAGAACUGCGAGCUGGACAAGAACCAGCGCCAGUGUGUGCAGUAUGCGCUGAAAGCCCGGCCACUGAGACGCUACAUCCCCAAGAACCCCUAUCAAUACCAGAUCUGGUACGUGGUGACCUCCUCCUACUUCGAGUACCUCAUGUUCUUUCUGAUCCUACUGAAUACCAUCUGCCUGGGCAUGCAGCAUUACAACCAGUCUGAUGAGAUGAACCAUGCCUCAGACAUCCUGAACGUGACCUUCACCAUCCUCUUCACUGUGGAGAUGUUCGUCAAGCUCAUGGCCUUUAAAGCCAAGGGCUAUUUUGGCGACCCUUGGAACGUCUUUGAUUUCCUCAUCGUUAUUGGCAGCAUCAUUGAUGUCAUCCUGAGUGAGAUAGACGACUCUGAGGACAACUCCCGUGUUUCCAUCACCUUCUUCCGGCUUUUCCGAGUGUUGAGGUUGGUGAAGCUGCUGAGCCGAGGGGAAGGAGUCAGGACCCUUCUCUGGACCUUUAUCAAGUCCUUCCAGGCCCUGCCCUAUGUGGCGUUGCUGAUCGUGAUGCUGUUUUUCAUCUACGCUGUGAUUGGGAUGCAGAUGUUUGGGAAAGUUGCCAUGGUGGAUGGGACCCAAAUCAACCGGAACAACAACUUCCAGACCUUCCCCCAAGCCGUGUUGCUGCUCUUCAGGUGUGCAACAGGAGAGGCCUGGCAAGAGAUCCUGCUGGCCGCCAGCUACGGGAAGCUGUGUGACCCAGAGUCCGACUACGCCCCAGGAGAAGAGUACACUUGUGGCACCGGCUUUGCCUACUUCUAUUUCAUCAGCUUCUACAUGCUGUGUGCCUUCCUGAUUAUCAACCUCUUUGUCGCUGUCAUCAUGGACAACUUUGACUACCUCACGCGUGACUGGUCCAUCUUGGGUCCACAUCACCUGGAUGAAUUCAAAAGAAUCUGGGCUGAAUAUGACCCAGAAGCCAAGGGGAGAAUCAAGCACCUGGAUGUGGUGACCCUGCUGAGGCGCAUCCAGCCACCCCUCGGCUUUGGGAAGUUCUGCCCGCACCGGGUGGCUUGCAAGCGCCUGGUGUGCAUGAACAUGCCUCUGAACAGCGAUGGCACCGUUACCUUCAAUGCCACCCUCUUUGCCCUGGUGAGGACAGCCCUCAAGAUCAAGACAGAAGGUAACUUUGAACAGGCCAACGAGGAGCUGAGAGCCAUUAUCAAGAAGAUCUGGAAGCGAACUAGUAUGAAGCUCCUGGACCAGGUCAUUCCACCUAUUGGAGACGAUGAGGUGACAGUAGGCAAGUUUUAUGCAACUUUCCUCAUCCAGGAGCACUUCAGGAAGUUCAUGAAGCACCAGGAGGAGUAUUAUGGAUACAGGCCCAAAAAGAACCCCAUUGAAAUCCAGGCUGGCCUGAGGACCAUUGAAGAAGAAGCUGCCCCUGAGAUCCACCGAGCAAUCUCUGGAGAUCUGACUGCUGAGGAGGAGCUGGAGAGAGCUAUGGUGGAGGCAGCGAUGGAGGAAGGGAUAUACAGAAGGCAAGGGGGCUUGUUUGGUCAGGUUGACAACUUCAUUGAGCACCAUAGCCCCCUGCAGCCCCAUGUAGCCAGCCAAAGACCCCUGCAGUUCACUGAGCAGGGCAGCGAGGACAUAGACUCCCCUGUCUUCCUCGAUGACUUCACCCCAGAGAGGAAUACCAAUGCCAGCAAUGCCAACAACAACAAUGCAGCAUCACGGGUGGAGUAUGAGGAUGAGCUGCAAGGGAAGAAGAUGUCCUGCCAGACACGACAGCUAUCUGCAUUGGCGCCCAAAUGCACCUCCCACCAGGAGAAGCUGCAGCAGGAGCUGAGCAGGAGACGAGCAGCCAGCGUCAGGGUGUGUCCAGUGUCACGGCUGCACAUUGUCCCCCCACAGGUGCCCAGAGAGGAGGCCAGUACCCAUGAACAGGGAGUGGAGGAAGGGGAAGUGCAAGGCUCAGCAUGGCAAGUGGAUGGUGACAGUGAUCUGACCAGGGAGGAAGACCCUGCUGCCUCUGCACCAGCCACCACCUUACUUAUCCAGGAGGCUCUGAUCUCCGGAGGCCUCAGCACCCUGGCCCACGACCCAUCCUUUGUGACGGUGACAAGCAAUGAGAUGGCUGCUGCUUACCAGAUGGAGAUGGAGGAGGUGGAAAUGGCUGCUGCUGAGGUCCUGAAGGGAAGGAAAAGCCUGGAGGGUGAGAAGACUACCUCUCCUGGCCAGCCUCUCUCAUCCACAUCACUACACAACUCUCAUGGGUGCAGCGUGGUCAGCUCCCAGGAGGCCAUUUCUGCCACCCACCUGUGAGACGCCACUCUUGCCCUUCUCAUCAUUGGUGCCACCCAUGGGGGGGGGCACUCAGUUGUGUGCUUUCAGAGGGUUACUGUGGAAACACUAAACUACCCUCUCUCACACAAAUAAACCCUUGGCUGCUCUCUGGCCUGGGGGAGGCAAGUGUGAGAUGUCACUUGGGGAUCUGGAGAAGGACUGAGCAGCCGCAGGGAUGCGACUCCUGAGAUAUUUCCUACAGGACUGUAUUGCGCUGUGCCAGCAGAAACUGUCCCCUGCCCUUGCAAGAGCUGUACCACGCAAGCCAGAUGGAUCAUUAAACUCCCUGUGAUGUGUGACACCAAGGAUCUUGCCGCUCUGCUUUUUCCUUUGCUCCCUUCGCAAGCAGCCCCCAGUUUGAGGAAGCCUGUCAUGAAACACUUGGAGGCUGUUUUCAGAUGUAAGGAGCAGCCACAGCUCCAUCCACAGCCAACAUGGGUUGUUGUUGCCCUGUCCCUCAGCCCAGCCCCUGGACUUCCAGAAACAGAGGCACCAAAACUAGCUGCCGCUUUCAAAAUGUAUGUUCCUAGCAGCCUCCAUGUGUAUUGAGGGUGACCUUCCCCCCCAGCUCAGCGAACGGGGAAGGCCCAGCACUGCACAGGACGGAGCCCAAAUCUACUCUAGCAAGUGCAGUAUCUUACUGCUCCUUUCUCUGCUGUGAGCUCCCCAGCGGUGAACCACCUUCUACCUCAUUGCUCAGUCUGCAGCACCCUGACAGAAGAGAGAAGGGACAAGUUUCCCCAGAAACCCUGUUUAACUCAGAUCAGUGACAUUUGGGCUGUAAAGUAUGGUUUCAUUACAGCCACUUUAUUAUGAUUUAUUACAGCCUCAAGGCCUCAAUUGAGAUCAGGAAUCUAUAACCAGGGUGCUCAAUCCCCAGCCCGCAGGCCAAAUCCGAUCUCCAGAGCCAUGGCUCGUGGAGGCUCCCAACGGUCGGGAAAUUUGGUGGGAGGAGAGCAGUGGUGAUUGAUACUACUACCCUUCUACCCCUCUCCUGCUGCCAAAUUUCCUCCCCGCCUGUGACUGGAUCAGGGCUGCCCCCGCUCCCCACUCCCGCACAGCUAGAGCAGAAAGGCUGUACAUCACUGAUCGGCAGGGAUCCUGGUUUUCUCCGUUUAAAAAUUGCAAAUUCUCUGAUUAAAAAACCCAACAUCUGCGAUUCAAACGAAACACAACUAUAUAUAUAGGUAUCAAGCAAACACAAUAUUUUAUUGAUAUAUUUACAAUUUUAAAAGCAGUUUGGAAGCUCAAUCACUCUA